Topomyia yanbarensis is the source of this 3008-nucleotide messenger RNA. RefSeq names its product interferon-inducible double-stranded RNA-dependent protein kinase activator A homolog (gene loqs). Bases 184 to 1314 code for a protein of 376 amino acids. The transcript is spliced from 7 exons. The record is from RefSeq and is a predicted model, not a curated record. NCBI's taxonomy places the organism in Eukaryota, Metazoa, Arthropoda, Insecta, Diptera, Culicidae.
AACUGAAUUGAAUUUUCCAGAUACGUUUUUUGCCAUUUGGUCGCUAGUAAAUCUUCAGCAGUGAAAAUAGUGUUUUUUCGUGUUUUAUACAUAUUUUUUUUAUACAAUAUAACUAUCAAAAAGUGCAUAUCUUGAACAGCUAUCUUUCAAUUGUACGCAGAUAUAUCUGUAAAGAAAAGCACAAUGGAUUUACCUCCAGCAGAAGAUUUGAACGGAAUAGUUGCCGGUGAGAACCCUCCUGUGGGUCAACCGACGAACCAACCGAAACGCCAGUCUCGAGGUGUAAAAAAGAAUAAUGUUGGAGCCCAAGAUGCUCUUCCCAUCGAAGAAGCUCUUAAGACGGAGUUGACUGGGUCCAACAACAUGAAGACACCAAUUUCACUGCUGCAGGAAUUAUUAAGUCGUCGUGGAAUAACACCACAGUACGAUCUGAUGCAGGUGGAAGGAGCGGUUCAUGAGCCAACCUUUCGCUAUCGGGUGUCUUAUCAGGACAAAGAUGCUAUGGGAACCGGGAAGUCGAAAAAAGAAGCAAAACAUGCGGCGGCAAAGGCGUUGAUCGAUAAACUGACCGGUAUAUCUUUCAGUGAUCCUCCGGCGGGAGGGAUAAGCAUAAAGUCGUUAGAGCAAGUCGCCGAUGGCGAUGAUGAACCGACGGGUAAUCCUAUCGGGUGGUUGCAGGAAAUGUGUAUGGCUCGCCGUUGGCCACCGCCAACCUAUGAAACGGAGAUGGAAGUUGGUCUUCCCCAUGAACGGCAGUUUACCAUUGCUUGUGCGGUAUUGAAGUACCGUGAGGUCGGCAAAGGUAAGAGCAAGAAAAUUGCCAAACGACAGGCGGCUCAGCGAAUGUGGCAGAGGCUACAGGACCAACCGUUGGAACCGAACCAGAUCAUGCAGAUGCUCGACGAGGAGGGAAAUGAAGAGCUGAAGGCAGCCACCAUUUCCGGACGCUAUUCCGGAUUGAAAGAUGCUCGCAUUUCCAGUCUAACAACCGGGCACGGGCAGAAGGUUUCGCAGUUUCACAAAGGAUUGAAGUCGCGCUGUGGCGAAACAUUGCGCAAACUGCAGGUCACUUGCUUGAACGAUAGAACCGUCGAUUUCGUUCAGAUGCUUCAUGACAUCGCUUCUGAGCAACGCUUCGAGGUGACCUACGUGGAUAUCGAUGAAAAAACGAUGAGCGGUCGUUUCCAGUGUCUGGUUCAGCUAUCUACACUACCGGUUGCAGUGUGCCACGGAAGCGGUGCUACGGCCAAAGAUGCACAAUCGAUGGCGGCGCGUAACUCACUUGAGUAUCUCAAGAUCAUGACCAAAACUUAAGCCCGUAUGAUGCAAAAUGUACCCAAAAGCUCAGUCGAUGAUGUUACUAUCGAUAAAAUAAUGGUGAUCUGCAGGAGUCACGCAUAUGACGGUGUUCAAACCUUCUGUUUAUUCCUAUAUCUUGUUCUGAAAAUCUACAUUGGACGCUGUUUGAACACACUAAAAAUAGUCAUCAUCGACACAUGACUGAGCCGUAAUCAAGUUUUGGCCGGAAGCAGCUGACGAACAUCCCCUCUUGACGCACUCGUGAGAGUGCGAAACAGCUGAACACGCCAUCCAACGGCGUCAAUAUUUUUUAAACACAUUUUUACUUUAUGUAUUUGUCGAAACAAUUUUUACCAAUUGUACUUUUUGUUUGCCAUUUCUAUCAUCUUCGAUUCUCAUUCGUACAGAUGAUUGUAUGAACUUGAACGAACAGUGUGAUUGUUGUGUUUCUACAUUAUUUUUAUUUGUUUGGACGAUUUUGUCAAUUAUAUACACUUUAGCAAUUAAGAAUUUCUUCAAUUGGCUCUCGGUUUUUUUAUUAUAUUGUGUAAACUCAAACGAACGUUUGUUGACACUAAUUAACUAAAUACAUAAAUAACUAGUAUCGCUAUCAAGUAUUUAAAUAAUAAACGCAAAUUUUAAUUACUCUUAGCUACAUGCAAAAAUGAUUGCGAUUGGCAUUGCACUGGAGAUCUACCUCCUGCAAACAUUGAUGGUUAUUAUUAAAAAAAAUCUUAAUCUAUAAUUGAACGGUAUGAAUAUACGAUUAAUAUGAAUCAUGCAAGAAUGAGCAGUCCGAAACUCACAAAGACAUUCGAGUUAUUUAUGUGUAUAGUAUAAUAGAAAUUCAAAUGAACAUAGACGCAGAAUAAUAUGAUCAAACAAAGAAAAAUGAUUAGAAUACAACAACAAAAUUAAACUAAAAUUAUUUUACCUCAAAUAUCGGAAGCAAAAAUGUGUACGUAUUGAAGCCAACAUGUGCAUGCAAAACCCUUGCCGAUCAGCAAUAAAUCGAACAAGGGUGAAUUCUUGCAAGCAUUAACAUACAAGCUAUACUUUGCAUAGAAUUAGUGGGUUUUAUUUUCCAAAAAAUACAACAUACAAGUUUAACUAAUCGUCUACUAUUUAACUAGCAACAUUUUUAUCUAUCAUUUGAAAUCUUAUACCAAUAAUGUUUGUUUUGUUUUCGUUCUCGAAUAACUUUUUCUACAUAGUAACAAAUACGUUUUGAUAAUUGAACACGCUUCUUCAUAUUAAUUGUAAAAAAAGUGAAUGUAUUUGCUGUUCUUAACCCAAUUUUCAUAUCGCGCAAAUAUUUAAAAAUAUAUUGUAACAUGCUACAUAACGCCAGUCAAGGUAUAUUUAUUACAAUUAGUGGGAUUUUGUCAAAUAUCUAAUCGAGCAAAUUAAUAAAUGAAACAAACAUGAAGGAUAAAAGUCCCAUAUUUGUAGGAAAAUGGGCAUUAUUUUAAUGCAAAGUAUAGAGGUUGUAAUGAGUCAUAACAAUAAAAAAUACGCGAAAGCAUACACCAUACAAAAUGUUUUACAUGCACCGAAUACGUUUUUUUGGGAAGGGUUCCAGUUCAUGUACGCUGAUCAACUUGUGAAGAUCAGACUAGAGACUCACGCUUUUAAAGGCGUAUUGGGUGCAUCAUUUUUCUGUCUUGUAGUUUUCCUGUAUUUCGGGCAAAUAAGUAUCAAUAAUCUAA